This is a messenger RNA of Callithrix jacchus (white-tufted-ear marmoset), 3985 nucleotides long. It is a transcript of the gene ZNF341, whose product is annotated as zinc finger protein 341. Gene Ontology annotation, molecular function: RNA polymerase II cis-regulatory region sequence-specific DNA binding; DNA-binding transcription repressor activity, RNA polymerase II-specific. Gene Ontology annotation, biological process: regulation of transcription by RNA polymerase II. The record is from RefSeq and is a predicted model, not a curated record. Gene Ontology annotation, cellular component: nucleoplasm; nucleus. NCBI's taxonomy places the organism in Eukaryota, Metazoa, Chordata, Mammalia, Primates, Cebidae.
GGGAGGAAGAGCAGCCUUGGCGACUCAGGGCCAUGGCGCAGAAUAGACACUGGGAAAUACAGACUCUCGGAGGAGUGGGAUGAGAUGGGUAUACAGAUAGGGUACAAACCCGAAGUGCUAGACUGGCGGGAUGAAGCUGAAGCUUUGAGUCCUGCAGCUUCCUAGGAGAACUCAACCACUCUUGCACAUUUUUAGUUUUUGAGACGGAGUCUCACUCUGUUGUCCAGGCUGGAGUGCAAUGUCUCGAUCUCGGCUCACUGCACCCUCCACCUCCCGGGUUUGAGCGAUUCUCGUGCCUCAGCCUCCCAAGCAGCUGGGACUACAGGCGUGGACAACCACGCCCAACUAAUUUUUUUGUAUUUUUAGUAGAGAUAGGGUUUUACCAUGUUGGCCAGAUUGGUCUCGAACUCCUCCUGACCUCAAGUGAUCUGCCUGUCUCAGCCUCCCAAAGUGCCGGGAUUACAGCCGUGAGCCACUGUUCCCGGACUCCCUUCACUUCUUGAAGGAUCACAGUGCGCACUAGGAAAUGGGAGGGGGGCGGGUAGGCUUACCUCCAUCUAGAGGUGUUCGGAUUCAGAAUACUCGCUGACACUCUGCAUAGUCUGCCCUUCAGUCUGGUGGAGGAGAGAAAUUAUAGAACAAGCAAUUACAGAAAUUAUCGAAUUAGGGAAAAAGCCAUAUAGAAGAAGAUGACCUCAGCUGACUUUCCUACUGAAUGGACAAUCAGACCGUUCUGGCUGUCCAGUCAUUAUUGGAUGGCCAAGGAGCAGUCCCUGAUCCAACUGGCCAGAGUGUUAAUGCACCCCCUGCUAUCCAGCCAUUGGAUGACGAGGAUGUCUUUCUCUGUGGGAAGUGUAAGAAGCAAUUCAACUCACUGCCAGCGUUUAUGACCCACAAGCGGGAACAGUGCCAGGGGCACACCCCUGCCCUGGCCACAGUCUCACUGGCCACCAACAACAUCUACACACCUUCAGCAGCCCCCACAGCGGUCCAGCAGGCCCCGCCUCCUGCCAAUCGCCAGAUUUCCACAUACAUCACAGUGCCCCCAUCCCCACUGAUCCAGACCCUGGUACAGGGGAACAUCUUGGUGAGCGAUGACGUGCUCAUGUCUGCCAUGUCAGCCUUCACAUCCCUGGACCAGCCCAUGCCCCAGGGCCCCCCACCUGUGCAGAGCAGCCUAAACAUGCAUUCCGUGCCCAGCUACCUCACCCAGCCUCCACCCCCUCCUCCGCCUCCUCCACCACUGCCCCCACCACCACCACCUCAGCCCCCACCACCUCCACCCCAGAGCCUGGGCCCCCCUGGGCGUCCCAACCCUGGAGGGAACGGUGUGGUGGAGGUAUACAGUGCUGCUGCGCCCCUGGCUGGGAGUGGAACCGUGGAGAUCCAGGCGCUGGGGAUGCAGCCCUAUCCACCCCUGGAGGUGCCAAACCAGUGUGUGGAGGCUCCAGUAUACUCCAGCCCUGCCGUGUACAGCCCUGGCAAGCAGGGAUUCAAACCCAAAGGACCAAACCCCACGGCCCCCAUGACCAGCGCUGCCGGGGGCACGGUGGCCACUUUUGACUCUCCACCAAUGCUGAAGACCCGACGGGCUAAAGGUGCCAGGGGACUCCCCGAAGCUGCAGGGAAGCCAAAGGCUCAGAAACUCAAGUGCUCAUACUGUGACAAGUCAUUCACCAAAAACUUCGACCUGCAGCAGCAUAUCCGAAGCCACACCGGCGAGAAGCCCUUCCAGUGUAUUGCAUGUGGCCGUGCCUUUGCCCAGAAGUCUAAUGUUAAGAAACACAUGCAGACCCACAAGGUGUGGCCUCCAGGACACAGUGGUGGCACCGUGUCUCGAAACUGUGUGACUGUACAGGUCAUGGCCCUGAACCCCAGCAGGCAGGAGGACGAGGAAAACACAGGGUUGGGCCAGCCCCUGCCGAGUGCACCACAGCCCCAGGCCUUGCCCGCCACCGGUGAGGAUGAGGGAGACAAGCUGGAGCCCAAGCAGGUGGUCCUCAUCGACAGCUCCUACCUGUGCCAGUUCUGCCCCAGCAAGUUCAGCACCUACUUUCAGCUCAAGUCUCACAUGACCCAGCAUAAAAACGAGCAGGUGUACAAAUGUGUGGUCAAAAGCUGCGCCCAGACAUUCCCAAAACUCGACACAUUUCUGGAGCACAUCAAGAGCCACCAGGAGGAGCUGAGCUACCGCUGCCACCUCUGCAGCAAGGACUUUCCCUCACUGUACGACCUGGGCGUGCACCAGUACUCCCACAGCCUCCUGCCGCAGCAUAGCCCCAAGAAGGACAGCGCCGUCUACAAGUGUGUCAAAUGUGUCAACAAAUACUCUACCCCUGAGGCCCUGGAGCACCACCUGCAGACCACCACUCACAACUUCCCCUGCCCACACUGCCAGAAGGUGUUUCCUUGUGAACGCUACCUGCGCCGUCAUCUGCCCACCCACGGCAGCGGGGGCAGGUUCAAGUGCCAGGUGUGCAAGAAGUUCUUCCGGCGGGAGCAUUACCUCAAACUGCACGCUCACAUCCACUCAGGUGAGAAGCCCUACAAAUGCUCAGUGUGCGAGUCUGCAUUCAACCGCAAGGACAAACUGAAGAGACACAUGUUGAUCCACGAGCCCUUCAAGAAAUACAAAUGCCCUUUCUCGACGCACACAGGCUGCAGUAAGGAGUUCAACCGACCGGACAAGCUGAAGGCCCACAUCCUCUCCCACUCUGGCAUGAAGCUCCACAAAUGCGCCCUGUGCAGCAAGUCCUUCAGCCGCCGUGCCCACCUCGCUGAGCACCAGCGUGCCCACACGGGCAACUACAAGUUCCGCUGUGCUGGCUGUGCCAAGGGCUUUUCCCGCCCCAAACACCUCAAAGAUCACCGCUGUCGUCUUGGCCCCCAAAAGGACAAGGACCUGCAGACCCGGCGUCCCCCCCAGAGGAGGGCAGCCCCCCGCAGUGGCAGCACUGGUGGGCGCAAGGUGGUGACCCCCUUGCCUGACCCGCUGGGGCUGGAGGAGCUGAAGGAUGCAGGGGCUGGGCUGGUGCCCGAGGCUGUCCCUGGCAAACCGCCCUUCGCAGAGCCGGACGCGGUGCUGUCCAUCGUUGUGGGAGGUGCAGUGGGCGCAGAGCCGGAGCUCGUGGUACCUGGGCAUGCUGAGGGGCUGGGCUCCAACCUGGCUCUGGCGGAGCUGCAGGCCGGGGCUGAGGGCCCCUGUGCCAUGCUCGCUGUGCCUGUCUACAUCCAGGCCUCGGAGUGAUGGAGCUGGGGUGUCUGUUUCCUGGGCAGGCCUGUUGCUCCUGUUUGGGUCCAGGCAGACUGGAGAUCCUUCCCAGUGGAAGCGAGCCAUCAAGACAUUGGCAGAAAUCCUGCUGAAUGUAAUUCAUAAACCUUGGCCCGUGGCCACCCUCCUGGUCCUUUCUCCUGCAAAGCCCUGGAACAUUCAGGGUCGUGGGCAGGGCUGCCCAUGUGGAUAGGGCUGCCCAUGGCAGAGCCGUGGCAGGAGAGAGAUGGCUGGAGCCUGAGCAGACUGGGGUCCGGCUGUCAGGCUGGUGAUUGGGCCCCCUAGGAGAGAAGACAGGGUGGUCCUGUCCACCCUGCCUCCAGGCUGCCUCCUGGUGGCCUCUAGCCCGAUGCUCUUCAGGAUGCCUGCCAUGGACGGAGUUUAGCUAUUGGACCUUUUCACAGACGGUUCCCCAUAGCAUCCUCAGACAGCUCUGUGAUGUAGGCUUUUAGGAGGCACUCAAGUGUCACGGCUAGACUGCAGCUAUGAGACAGAUCUGGCUUCAAAUCCAAGAGUUGCCACACACUUGUUGUGUGACCUUGGGCAAGUCACUUCACCUCUCUGAGCCCCGUGUUCCUCAUCUGUACAAUGGGGCUUACGAUGCUACUACCUCAUAGGGUUGUCCUGGGGAUCCAGUAUGAUGAAAUGCACCAGGGGCUUGAUAUGGCACCCGGCACGCAGAAAGUGCUCAAUAAAUGUUUUUGUUGUAACAUG